Molecule: messenger RNA, 2487 nt
Organism: Cucumis melo (muskmelon)
Lineage: Eukaryota; Viridiplantae; Streptophyta; Magnoliopsida; Cucurbitales; Cucurbitaceae
Product: serine/arginine-rich splicing factor RSZ22A
Exons: 6
Coding region: 503-1063 (186 amino acids)
Biological process (GO): mRNA splicing, via spliceosome
Cellular component (GO): nuclear speck
Molecular function (GO): RNA binding; zinc ion binding
Source: RefSeq, a predicted model, not a curated record
UGAGUCUAAAUUGAUAAGACAUCAUAAAUUGACUAAAUGACAUUGUCAUUGAUUUGACAAAAGUUUCUUUGUCAUUGAAGAGUCUAAGAAUAAGGAUAGAGAACUGAAAGUUAUAUUUUUCUUUCAUGUUCGUCAAAGUUAAAAUAUGAUGACACACUAUAUUGCACGUAAAACCUUGAAAGAUCCAGUGUCUUCAAUUCUUUCUACUAUAUCUUGAAUCGUCGAUUUUCCGGUACAGUUGUUUGGUUCUGAUUAAUGGUUGAAAAAGAAAAGAAAGAAAGAAAGAAAAAGUAAAAAGAAACACAAAUGGUGGUGAGGGUAGAAAAUAAGAAUUCUCAUAAGAAUAUGGGGCAAUUUACCAAUUUUGAAAAUUUCAAGGACUCCGACCUAAAUUCGUAGGAGAUAUAAAGCGUUUCCGUAGUGCUCGAAACCCAAAAUAUCUCAACCUUGAAGAGAGAAUCACGUUGAGCUGCUAGGGUUUUCUCCGGUUUCUUGUAAAGCAAUGUCUCGUGUAUAUGUUGGGAAUUUGGAUCCGAGGGUCUCUGAGCGCGAGCUUGAAGAUGAAUUUCGUGUAUUUGGAGUUAUUCGAAGUGUAUGGGUUGCACGAAGACCGCCAGGCUAUGCCUUCAUAGAUUUUGACGACCCCAGAGAUGCACGGGAUGCGAUUCAUGAAUUAGAUGGGAAGAAUGGCUGGAGAGUUGAACUUUCUCACAAUUCUAGAGGUGGUGGAGGUGGCCGUGGAGGAGGGGGUCGUGGUCGUUCCGGUGGUUCUGAUUUGAAAUGCUAUGAGUGUGGUGAGCCUGGGCAUUUUGCUCGUGAGUGCCGUUUACGUGGUGGUGGCGGUGGCGGUGGUGCUGGAAGAAGACGUAGCCGCAGUCCUCGAUACCGCCGGAGUCCAAGUUAUGGUCGCAGGAGUUACAGUCCCCGUGGAAGAUCUCCAAGACGUCGCAGCUUGUCACCUCGUGGGCGUAGCUUUAGUAGAUCACCUCCAUACCGUGGUAGAGAGGAGCUACCUUAUGCCAACGGAAAUGGCAUAAAGGACCGGCGCCGGAGCAGGAGCUGAAGACUACCAACUUCUCAACUUGCCUUAGUUAACACAUGAUGUUUAGAGGAUUACUCCGAGUCUAUAUGUUUUUAGUGCUUGGACUUCGUAUGGGACCUUUUUAAAAUCGGGCGACGCCCUCAGCCUCUACUUUUGAGUUUGGAUAAGUCCUUUCUAUCUUCUGUUUGAAUUGUUUUUCUUUUAGUUGAUCAGUAUAGUUGUAGGAUACUAAAAUAUCAUUAGUUCAUAUUUAUUUUGAUAAUGUUAUUAAGCAAAUGUCUUGAAGGGCACUGCUAAAGAUGUAUGUUUUUUUUUCCUUGUUGAGGUGUCGUCUCGUUCUGCCUCACUGCUUUUCUGCUUCUUGUCGUCUGCUUCUGCUUCACUGCUUUUCUGCUUCUGCCCUAUCCUCCGGGAUUUCGUUCUACACUGCCCAGCUCUGGGAUCUUCAAUUUGAAAGGUUGUAGGUCCCAGCCGGCUAUUGAUUGAAUCUCUCUGCGGUUGUCUUGCACGCUCUCAUAUUGUUUAUGGGAUUCCUUUUUAAUUAACUUGAUGAGGCAUGAGGAACGACAUCAAAUGCUUCUGGCAGGUACAUGAAAAACUGUUCUACAGAAGUUUGGGUUGGGAUUUUUAUAGAAAAUCAGCUUUUUUUAAGGCAUCUGCAUUGCAUUCUUCUCUUCGUAGCAUUUACGUCAUCACAUUAGGAGGAUGUUCUUCCAUAUCAUUUAUUAUCAUUUGAUCUGUUUCUCCCUUGUUGUCUCUUGGUAACAUCAUUGAUCAUUUGAAUCUCGAGAGUUAACUUCGCUCUACAUGUGACUGUUUAGGACGUUUGCAUCUCCUUAGGUAUGGUUCUAUUAAUUGAGGGGUGAUUAAGCUUUACUAGUCAGUAUCUUGUGAACGGGAAUUUCUUUUGAAAUUUUUAUUUCAAUUUUUAUAUAUUAAUUUUUUUCUUGAUUACGACUGCUUGUUUGGUGGGUCGGUUGUGACUGCUUGGCCACGUUGCCUGUAAGUGACUUGUCUCAAGAUGAGCAACCUCUACCCAACUGAGUGCUAGUGGGAGUUCUCUUCCGUGCCACUCGAUCUCCUAUUUCAAUGAUCCUUUAGAUUAUCGUGUUCGUGUUCAAGUUCUGCACAUCUAGCAGAGACUUGGUUCGUUUCCCAUCUGCGUUCUUAUCUCUCAAGAGAAACAUAAGUGUUCCUGUGGGUUUGUCAUCGGAAGUCGUCAUGCCCGCCAGUUUCCCCUCGUCUUAGUAUGCGGAUGCUAGGUCCUUGUCUGCCUAUACAACCAUGCACGUUCUAUAUAAUAUGUAAUCAAGAUUUUGUAAUUUGGCUUUUGCUUUAUCUUUUGCGAAUGUUUUUAUAAUUGCCAGGCUGGAUCUUUUGAUUUUUUAGACAACAUUUGACUAUCCGUAGCUGGAAAUGCUAACCUCUACUUCUUUGCCUCCCAA